Molecule: messenger RNA, 594 nt
Organism: Pseudogymnoascus destructans
Lineage: Eukaryota; Fungi; Ascomycota; Leotiomycetes; Thelebolales; Thelebolaceae
Exons: 2
Coding region: 1-594 (197 amino acids)
Source: RefSeq, a predicted model, not a curated record
AUGGACACUGUCUCCCGGUAUUUGCUCUGCCCCCGCUUCGCCUCAGCUUGUGCCCCACCUAACCUGUGUGGCAAGAUUCCCAAGUUUGCAAUCCGCCGCUUUAAUCGCCUUAUGAGAGCGCACGGUCAGUUCCUCUUCGCCUGGGAGCGCACUCUGAUGAGCAACCGCCUCGUUCGUGCCUGCUCGAAGAUCCUCGAAGCGCGCCAGGCCAACUAUACCACCUGGGUUACUCGGGGCAAGAAUGUGAUUCGGCGCCGCCACGUCGUCGGGGCUGACUCUAAGCCCAUCAAGAUCAACCAGGGACUUGCGCUCCUUGAGAUUUGUGACACUCUGCACAGCAUUCAGUGUACCUUGCGCCAUAGCAAUGACCUGGUUAAGACCCUGCACCCUCACAACCCAACCAUCGUCAACUGCCACGAAUAUGAGAGCAGUGAGAGCGAGCCUGAAUCUGAGGCUUACCCUGGCGAGGACGACGGUGACUCCGACCUUGAGCAUGCCCUUGGCGGUGGUGCUGCAGAAGAUGAGGACACUCUCCUCGACAAUGAUGAUAAGGUUGUCGAGCUCGGGGCUGGCGAAGCUGACGGUGCCGUGUGA